AUGGGACGCCUGUAUCUGUUGCUGGCUGUCACUCUUUCCCUUCUCAUCUGCCAGGUUUCGUGCUCCGGAGUUUUUGAGUUGAGGUUGCAGGAGUUCCUCAAUAAGAAAGGGGUGACGGGGAACAGCAACUGCUGCGCCGGGGGCUCGGCGCCCCCACAGGGCUACCAGCAGUGCGAGUGCAAGACGUUUUUUCGGAUCUGCCUCAAGCACUACCAGGCUAGUGUCUCACCCGAGCCUCCGUGCACAUACGGCGGAGCCGUGACGCCCGUUUUGGGCUCCAACUCUUUCCAGGUGCCGGAGACCAACGCAGACAGCUUCACCAACCCCAUCCGUUUCCCCUUCGGCUUCACCUGGCCGGGAACCUUUUCACUCAUCAUUGAAGCUCUGCACACUGAUUCUUUGGACGACCUGACAACAGAAAACCCAGAGCGUCUGAUUGGCAGGAUCACAACUCAGCGUCAUCUGACUGUGGGAGAGGAGUGGUCCAAUGACCUGCAGACGGCUGGCCGGACUGAGCUGCGGUAUUCCUACCGUUUCCUGUGUGAUGAGCACUACUACGGUGAGGGCUGCUCCGUCUUCUGCCGGCCCCGUGAUGAUGCCUUUGGACACUUCACCUGCGGGGAGCGGGGCGAGAUCAUAUGCAACUCUGGCUGGAAGGGACAAUACUGCACCGAACCGAUUUGCCUGCCAGGAUGUGAUGAGGAGCAUGGCUUCUGUGACAAGCCUGGAGAGUGCAAAUGUCGUGUUGGCUUCAGCGGGCGUUACUGUGAUGACUGUAUCCGUUACCCAGGCUGUCUCCACGGUACCUGCCAACAGCCAUGGCAAUGCAACUGUCAGGAAGGAUGGGGUGGUCUCUUUUGCAACCAGGAUCUAAACUACUGUACUCAUCAUAAACCCUGUCUUAAUGGAGCCACCUGUACCAACACCGGCCAGGGCAGCUACACUUGCUCCUGCCUCCCUGGUUAUGCAGGUGCCAGCUGUGAGAUCCAGGUCAAUGAAUGUUCUGGAAACCCCUGUCACAACGGAGGCAGCUGCACUGACCAUGACAAUACCUACAAGUGUUCUUGUCCACAUGGUUUCUACGGCAACAACUGCGAGCUCAGCGCCAUGACUUGUGCAGAUGGGCCUUGCAUCAAUGGUGGGCGUUGUACUGACAACCCUGAGGGCGGCUACUUCUGUCAAUGCCCCAUGGGAUAUGCUGGCUUCACCUGCGAGAAGAAAAUUGACCACUGCUCUUCAAACCCCUGCUUAAAUGGUGCAGAGUGUGUGGACCUAGUUAACUCCUACCUCUGCCAGUGUCCUGAGGGAUUCUCGGGUCCAAACUGUGAGGACCGAGGCAGCAGCAGUGUCUCAGGUCACUGUCUGUCCUUCCCCUGUCAGAACGGAGGGACAUGUCUGGAGGGAGUGAACGGCUACACCUGUACCUGCCCCCCUGGCUAUACUGGCAAAAACUGCAGCUCCCCAAUAUCCCGCUGCCAUCACAACCCUUGCCAUAAUGGAGCCAUUUGUCACGAACGGGGUGGCCGCUAUGUGUGUGCCUGCGCACCUGGUUACGGUGGCCAGAACUGCCAGUUCCUCUUACCGGAGGCUCCCAGGGGCCAGCCGGUGGUGGAGGGACCAGAUCGGCGAUAUUCCUCACCAGAAAACGGGAAUGGUGAAGAAGAGGAGGGCGAUGGUGAUAUCGGAUUCCCCUGGAUGGCCGUGUGUGCGGGUAUCUUUCUCGUUCUCUUGAUACUUAUCGGCUGUUCAGUGCUAGUGGUCUACGUCCGGGUCAAACUUCAGGAGCGUCACGGUCAACACAGUGACAGCAUCCACAGUGACAGCCACGAGACGAUGAACAACCUGACGACAACCAACAACUGUCUACGCAAUGACAAGGAGCUGGGCACCAUGACAACAACAUCAAUUAAAAACACCAACAAGAAGGUGGAUUAUCAUGUUGAGUUGGCCGGAUCGGUCAGCGGAUUGAGUGGUUUCAGUGGACUUAGUGGGCCAGAGAAAAAUGGGUUUAAGACUCGCUACCCCAGUCUAGAGUACAACCUCGUCCAUGAGCUGAGGCCAGAAGAGCUGUCUCUGUGUAAAGAAGAGGAACAGGAUGACCUAGAGGCCAAGUGUGACUUAAUGGAUGAGUCUGACUCAGAGGACAGAGAGAGGAAGAGACUAAACAGUGACGCGUCAGAGAGGAAACAAGCGGAUGAGUCACCUUGUUGCAGUGAUGCAAAAUACCUGUCAGCUGGCGAUUUGAAAUACCACUCAGUCAGUGAUGUUAAUUGCCAGUCGACCAGUGACAUUAAAUACUGUCCCAGCGACAGCAGGUACCAGUGUACCACCGACACCAAAUACCAGUCCGUCUACGUCAUAUCUGACCAGAAGGAUGAAUGUAUCAUCGCUACAGAGCAGCCAGGGGAAACGGCGGAGAUGUACAUCCGGACAUUGUACGAGCUGGCUGAACACUGCGAGUUCAGGGACAAGAGAGACGAGCACGUCAGAGAUCGCCUGGUGGUGGGCAUAAAGGACUAA
Lampris incognitus (smalleye Pacific opah) is the source of this 2520-nucleotide messenger RNA. RefSeq names its product deltaD (gene dld). Gene Ontology annotation, biological process: multicellular organism development; heterophilic cell-cell adhesion; establishment or maintenance of epithelial cell apical/basal polarity. The transcript is spliced from 12 exons. Gene Ontology annotation, cellular component: plasma membrane; protein-containing complex. The record is from RefSeq and is a predicted model, not a curated record. The coding region runs from base 1 to 2520 and encodes 839 amino acids. NCBI's taxonomy places the organism in Eukaryota, Metazoa, Chordata, Actinopteri, Lampriformes, Lampridae. Gene Ontology annotation, molecular function: calcium ion binding.